AUGGCGCCAAGCACAAAGUCACUAGUAUCAGAAUCAGAAGCAGCACCGGUCCGUCGCUACCGCAUCGGGUACGCAUUCGCACCCAAAAAAGAGCAGACCUUCAUCCAGCCCUCUCUCCUCGACCAUGCCUCCCGAUACGGCAUCGAUUUCGUCCCCAUUUCAAUCCCCGAUUCCACCACCACCGCCAAGACCCUGAUCGAGCAAGGCCCCUUCGAUUGCAUCAUCCACAAGAUCUAUGGCCCCCACUGGAACCAACACCUCAGAGAAUACUCGUCCCAGUAUCCCCAAACGCUCAUUCUUGACCCGCCCGAGUCCAUCGAGCGCCUCCACAAUCGGGUCUCCAUGCUCGACGUCUUGGCCGCCUUUGAAUUGAAGCCGCGUCAGUCAGGCGACAAGUUCCAAUCGAAGAUCUCGGUGCCCAAACAGGUGCUGGUUGAUCAUUACCCGGAAGGCGAAGAAGAGACUAAGUUGUUGGCCGGGUUGGAGUUUCCGGUGAUUGCAAAGCCAUUACUGGCGAAUGGCAGCACCAAGUCGCACGAGAUGUGUUUGAUUUUUAGCCCCAAGGGGUUGCGCAGUCUUCUAGCCGAUACUAAGAGUCCCAUUUUGCUGCAACAGUUUGUGAACCACGGCGGGGUGGUGUUCAAGGGUUACGCGAUUGGGGAGCACGUCCAGUGCGUCAAGCGGAGGUCGCUGCCGGACAUUUCGAAGGAGCGGGUGACCGCAUUAGAAGAAGCGGUGCUUCCGUUUUCGCAGAUAUCAAAUUCGGCGAAUGACGAGCAUAAUCUGGCUCAUGAUCCUCACGAAAUGCCACCUCUGGAGUUUGUUGAGGAGGCGGCGAAGGGGAUACGCGUGGGCCUCAAACUCAACUUCUUCAACUUUGACAUGAUAAGAGAUUCGAAGGACCCCAACAGCUAUUUUGUGAUCGACAUCAAUUACUUUCCUGGGUACGCCAAAUUGCCUAACUAUGAGCAUGCCUUUACAGACUUUUUGCUGAAUCUGCUUUCAACUAGUAGCCAUCCCCAAAAACAAAAGGAGCUGCAGCAGCUUAAGGAAGAAGAAGGUGCUACCAGUUUCGAGUCCGAUGUCAAACAAAACAGGGGUCAUGAGGAGGAGUAG
Malus domestica (apple) is the source of this 1116-nucleotide messenger RNA. Its product is annotated as inositol-tetrakisphosphate 1-kinase 2-like. Gene Ontology annotation, molecular function: magnesium ion binding; inositol-1,3,4-trisphosphate 5-kinase activity; inositol-3,4,5,6-tetrakisphosphate 1-kinase activity. Lineage: Eukaryota; Viridiplantae; Streptophyta; Magnoliopsida; Rosales; Rosaceae. Gene Ontology annotation, biological process: inositol trisphosphate metabolic process. The record is from RefSeq and is a predicted model, not a curated record. Gene Ontology annotation, cellular component: cytoplasm.